UACUACCCUAAACGUAAUCGAUAGAGCAAUCGAUUGCUGUGCAGCUCUAAAAGACACAGCAGCAACACUAGCAAACGCUGAGUUUUGGUUUGUUUUAGUUGCAGAAAGAUUCGCGAAAACCUUUGAGAAAACUACUGAAUUAGAUUGAAACCCAACGGCUUGGACAGCUUCAACAUAGUGCGUGCAAAACAACGCGCAGCAUGUGGCCCCAAACGCUGGAAAUGUCCCGGGAUGAGUGUCGAGGCAUGCUGCGUCGACUUGAGCUUGAGUCGUAUUCGAACAUAAUAAGCGUUUUUCGCGCGCAAGGCUUUCUCAGCGAGCCAAAGACUAAGAUGCUCGAAGAGCUGCGCCAAAUGUUUCACAUAACACAGGAGCGUCAUAGGGCCGAGGUGCGACGCGCUGCCAACGAUGAGCAGCUCUGCACAAUAGCUGAAAAUAUUUGUGGACCGAACACAUGGCAGGAGUGGUCACGUGAGGGUCGUCGUCCGUACCCGCUGCUGCCGCGCAUUAAUCCACAGACUGCGCUUACGAUUGUGGCGAAUGAUCUGGCAGUUAAAUUAGCAGCAGAAAAUGCCAAGCUUGCUAAACCGGCCGAGACGGGCGCCAAUCUUAAGGAGUUGCUGAAAGAGCAAGCCAGGUUCCACGCCCUUAAGCACGGCACAACGAAGCGGGAGGAGCCCCAUAUCAUCAUGGAGGAACCGUUCAAAGUUCCUGAUGUUCCUAACGAGGUGAAAAAGGCGACUUUAAAGCGCAAGGAGCAUGAAACUGGCGAUGUAAAGCCAAAUAAAAAGCGAAACACCGCACAUGACAAGCAGCAGGGACAGGCGCAACAAACGUCCGAUCGACAGCAAAGCAUUAAUAAGGAACAGGAUGAUUAUUCAAUGCCGUUAGAGCAACGGCCGAGUCCGCGUACCAUGCAACAGCGCUUUUUCUAUCAACAGAAUCAGAAACACAAGCAGAGAUUGGCAAACAAGAGAGCAGCGUCCCAUUCACUGUCCAAUCAUAGCGGCAAUGCGUUAGCUGUGAAAACUAAGCCUGCCAAGAGCGGACGUAGACGCGCACAUAAACAGUUACAGCAGCAGUUGCAACAAAAACAACAACUACAACUACAACAGCAGCAGCAACUUCAGCAACAACAACAUCAAGUAUUAUUAAUGGCGCUACCGCCAGCAGCGGACUCAACACCGCUGCCAAGUACCAAUCAUCUGGUGCAGCCGCAUGUGGAAUACAUACUCGACGAGGCGCUUAAAUCGGUUGCUGCCACAAAAGUUAAACCUAUGCCGGCAGCUCGCGUAGUCUAUGGCCCACCGGAGGUGCUGUCACCCACAGUGCCACGUGCAUUCGCCAGUUCUCCCGUUGUUAUCAAGGAAAAACUGCCUCUGGCUGUGCAAACCAUGCCACAACAACUGCCCCAGCAGCCGCCACAACAGCUUAGCACGCCAGUUAAGAAAUAUAUUGUGGAGGAGCGGCAGCCAGUCUCUCCUGCUAAUGUAUCCACAGCCAAUCUGCCACUGGCGCCACAAAUUAUAAGCGUGCAACAAAUAGCAGCACCGCCAAGGGUGCGCACUACUAGCGCUACCAUACUGCCGCCUGGCAGCAAGCUCACGCCCAAGAAGAUCAACCUAAUUGAUAAGCAGCAGAUACCCAUAGUGGCCAAUGCGGCGGUGCGCCUCUUGCCCUACGAUCACACAAGUGAAAUGGCUCCAGCUGCCUCUGCCGCCGUAUCUCUACCAGCGCCAGGCAUUAGCAAUCUCAGCAGCAAGCUGCCAGCUGCGGCGACUGUGCAGAAGUUCAUUGUCGAGGAACGGGUACCCAAUCAGGCAACCACAGCCAACCAGAGCGGCGUAGCCACAACGCUUAGCAACGCGCCUACAGUGAACAUAAUUAAGAACAUACCGGCGAGCAGUCUAAACAACACGCUCAUCACGCCGCUGGCCGGAUCAGUUACCCCAGCUACCGGACCCAUGUUCCGCAAGGCUUGCACAACAACCACAACGGCAACGUCAAUGGCCGUAGCAAGCGGUACAGCCAGCACACCACAGAUAAUUGGAAACAUUAAGUUGACUAGCGGCAUUAAGCAUGUGCCAAGCGGAACGUUUCGGAACAUCAAAGAUCUGCUCUCCAAACGGCAAACUUUUUUUGGGGAUCGGCCAAGCUGCAUACUGGGCAGCUUUAUAACUAAACUCAACCCGGCAAAUGUCUCCGGUGGUGGUGGCGCAGCUGCUGUGACCGCUAACGCUGGCGGCGUUACUGUGAGCAGUGCUGCGCUAUCGCCCACUAGCGGUGGUACGCCAACUUCGCCUCAGCCUGCACAACGCCCGAUUACGAUACAAAAGAUGCAGCUAUUGACGCCCACGCAAGUGAUUUCGAAUGCCGCUGGCGGUACGGGUAUCACUAGUGGCGCCACCAAGGUAAAACCCACCAGGAUAACAUUAGCUCCAGCUGGCGUGGGCAAGAAUAACGUUGUGUUUCUACCCACCACUGGUAUGCGGGCUGUGACGCUUGCCUCUACCAAACCUAAGCCCAGCACAGAGCUGGUAUCCGCCAAGCCAAAUGUCCUCGUCAUCGGGCCUGCCUCCAGUGCCAACGCAGUGAGCAACUCACAGACUGCGACAACCGCAACGACAGCUGUGACGAGCAAGGCGAGCAAGACACAUCAAACGCUGAUUACGGAGGAUACACCUAUUGAUAUUAUCAAUAUGCCCAUCAUAGUGGCCGAUAAUGGCACAACGGAACCGAAAGCGGCGGCUGCAAAGCCAGCGCCUGUUGUGGUGCUCAAUACUACCGACUGGGAAGUGGAGUUGGAUCAAGCUUCGAAGGCGAAAGGCGCUACCGGGGCAACCACAACAAAAACAAACGUUUCAAACAGCAAACAGCAGGCGGUAGAGGAUGUGAUUGUGGAGGAGGUAAUCGAGGAUAUGGAAGAAACGCAGCAAAACAAUCGAAUCAUUGAGGUGCAGGAGGAGGAUGGCAGCGCCAUUGAGUAUGUGGACAUGGAGCUGGAGCAGCCCAUUGAAAUCGAGUGCACAAGCAACAUAUCGCCGGAGACAAUGGCGCCCACGAAUAAACAAGCAACGAUGCCGGAUCAGAAGAUAGCCGAUAACUUGGCAAUGGCAACAGUUGGAGCGCUUGCUACUACGUUGCCAUAGGCAGCUCGCAUACUAUACUUGUUAUCUAGCGUCGAAUUUGAUUAUAAUAUGUACUUUUGGUUUCUCGUUAACUGAACCGAGUGAGAACGCACAACCAACACCUACACACAUUUACAAACACCCAUACACACAAAGCCCUGUUUAAUUUAGCAUUAAUUUGUAGCUUAGUAUCGAGUUCUUUAAAGCAAAGUGCAACAUUAUCAUUAUAUUUAAAUUUAUACAUACUUUUAUAGAACUGUAACUAACUAAUUGUGCAUAGAAUUUAAUUUUUGCGCCCUGAAGGCAUUGCUUGGAGCCAACUGUCUACAGUCUGCAGAUUGCUUUGUUUAAAUGUAAAAUUCAAUUGACUUCUCCCAGCUGCCAGCUUCAUCGAAUUAUAAACCUUGGAACCUUGUAUACAUUGUAAAUAGCAUAAACAUUUUUGAUGUAGCUCAUAGUUUGUAAGCUUAAAGAGAAUUACGUAAAAUUGGCAAACGUUAAGUGAAAAAUUGUUUUUUUUUUUUCAAUGAGAUUAUAGUGUUUAGUUCAGCUCUCCCAAUCUGUCCACUUAUAAACCACAGCAAACCAAUGUAAAUAUAUUUUAAAAAGAAAUUGGAAAACAUUGCUAUGAACGCAAUGUAUGUAUACAGGACAGAAGUCUAAAUAGAACUAAGUCCUUUACAGACACAACAUACGCCCACACACAAUAAUAACAAAUAUAAAUAGCAAUGUAUUGUUAAGUAUUUUAUGCGUCGAUUUUGUAUAACUGAAACCCCGACAUAUGCAUACUAUGUUGUAAUUUCUAGAAAUAAGCUAAGGCGAAAUCGAAGUGAAACCCACAACCACCCAGAAUGCAAAAUGAGAAUGUCAUAAUACAAAUACUAUUGUUGAACAAUGCGUGCAGCUGUAAAAUUUUUAAACAUAGCAGUUUUAAAUGAAAUA
Messenger RNA from Drosophila busckii, 4070 nucleotides. RefSeq names its product BRCA2-interacting transcriptional repressor EMSY. Gene Ontology annotation, biological process: regulation of DNA-templated transcription. The transcript has 6 exons. Gene Ontology annotation, cellular component: nucleoplasm. NCBI's taxonomy places the organism in Eukaryota, Metazoa, Arthropoda, Insecta, Diptera, Drosophilidae. Bases 201 to 3149 code for a protein of 982 amino acids. The record is from RefSeq and is a predicted model, not a curated record.